Messenger RNA from Hypoxylon fragiforme, 1428 nucleotides. Its product is annotated as U6 snRNA phosphodiesterase Usb1. Gene Ontology annotation, cellular component: nucleus. Gene Ontology annotation, biological process: U6 snRNA 3'-end processing. NCBI's taxonomy places the organism in Eukaryota, Fungi, Ascomycota, Sordariomycetes, Xylariales, Hypoxylaceae. Gene Ontology annotation, molecular function: 3'-5'-RNA exonuclease activity. The record is from RefSeq and is a predicted model, not a curated record. Bases 308 to 1384 code for a protein of 358 amino acids. The transcript has 3 exons.
AAGUAUUUGAGACAGUUUUCUGCAUCAUACCAGGUACCUCCUAACCUUAGGUAGAUCAGAGCGAUGGGUAGCCUGUAAGUAUACCUUGCAAUAUGAGAAAGUACAUAUUUUUAUACCAACACUGGCUUGUGCCCCUCCUUUUUAUGCAUCAAUGACCCGAGUUUUAGCCAGUGAACAUUGAAGUCUUAAAGAUACCUAGAUAUGUAACCUACCUCUAUCUUUCACACUCCAAGCUUUCAUCCAUGAAUCGACCUUAAAACAGCCGUGAACAUAACAUGGGAAUAUCAUCAUCGUGAUUAGCUAGCAAAUGGCGUUGGUAGACUACUCAUCCUCAGACUCUGAGCCUACGGUUGAUGAAGCGGUGUCUACUACAACAGCAACAAAAAGGCGGAAGACAUCACAUCAAGAUGAAAAAGCAGGAGAGGCAGCAAUGCCACUGCUGCCUACAUCUUUCCACGACUUAUACGCGUCCACCGUGCGUCGAAGCACGAGUGAUGACCCGGCCUUGCACCAAGGUCGUAAGCGCGUGAAUCCGCACAAAGCAGGCAACUGGCCGAGCCACUUGUAUAUCGAGUGGCACCCAACACCCCCCCAACACACAUCCCUCACCAACCUCCUCACCUCCCUAGAACCCGCCCUCAAGCCCCUAUCCAUGGACCUCUACUCCUUCCUAACCUCAGACCUCGGCGCCCCCCAGCCGCUGCACAUCAGCCUCUCCCGGCCCAUCGUGCUCAGCACCACGCAGAAGGACGCCUUCCUCCCACAGCUCACCGAGCGCAUCAGCAGCAGCCGCGUCGGGCCCUUUGAUCUCGUGCCGCGGGGUCUGGAAUGGCACCGGACGCCGGAGUCUUCGCGGUCCUUUCUAGUGUUGAAAGUGGCGAGUUGCCCUGCUCCUCCUACUCCUACUCCAACUCCAACUCCAAGUUCAAAUUCAACCUCAACCUCCCCCUCCCCCUCAUCACCAUACCCCCGCCCCCCAAACCCAAACCCAAACCCAGAACUCUCAGCCCUCCUCGCCCAAUGCAACGCCCUCGUAAAAUCGUACUCCCAGCCACCUCUCUACGCCUUCCAAGACGACGAACACAACACCAGCACCAGCACCAGCACCAACGAGAGCAGCAGCAGCAGCGACGCGUUCCACAUCUCAAUCGCCUGGUCCUUCGCCGAGCCCACGGCCGCAGUCAAGCAGCGCACCGAAGCCGUCUUCUCUUCGCCAGACACGCGAGCGCGGGACGAGAUCCUAGCCGUCCGCGUCCCCGUCACCGGCGUCAAGGCCAAGAUCGGGAAUGUCGUCACCCGUGUGGCUUUGCCCGUGCGUGGGAAGAGGGGGAGGGGGAGGGAGGGGAGAGGUGGUUUAAUAAGUACUAUCCAUGUUGCUAUGUAGCUAGCUAGGUAGUUAAUCUAGUAGUUGGUCUUCCUAGUUGAUCG